This is a messenger RNA of Cydia amplana, 2428 nucleotides long. RefSeq names its product formin-binding protein 4-like. Gene Ontology annotation, molecular function: protein binding. Bases 117 to 2393 code for a protein of 758 amino acids. NCBI's taxonomy places the organism in Eukaryota, Metazoa, Arthropoda, Insecta, Lepidoptera, Tortricidae. The transcript has 10 exons. The record is from RefSeq and is a predicted model, not a curated record.
UCACGCUUGAGUCAGUGCGAAUUGUGGGAAAUGUUUCGCAAAAAUAAGCGAAUCGUAGAAACGUGUGUGUUUACGUGUUAUUUUCUAUAGUCCGCCUCUUUUUGAUAAACAAUACAAUGAGUAAAACAAAUCCUUUAGUCGGAUUGAUUGGGUACGGAGACUCGGAUGAAAGUGAUGAUGAUGUGCCUUCAAGAGCUGCUGAGAAGACAUUUAGGGCCCAGCCUCCAGAGCCUAGCGCAGCGGGACAUGAACUCAACGCAGGGGUACACCCUGCACCUAUACCUCAUUGUGCGUGGUCAGCAUGUUAUGAUGAGAGCAGCGGCUUCACCUACUACUGGAACCAGCACACUAAUGCGGUCACCUGGGAGGCGCCGCAGGAAUACUUGAUGGCAUUGAAGUUGGCACAACAUCAGUUGCAUGCUUCAGGUUCAGCAGAAGUAUCAGCGGAAGAGUGGCAGCUGUACCAGCAGACCCUGGCCGAGAAGCAGACGCAGGCCAAAAGCAAGAAGCCAGAUCAAGCCAAGCCAAAGACUGUCGUCAAGAAUGGUGCCAAGCGGAAACCGGGCAGUGAUGAUGAGCAGGAAACAAUAGAACUAAUAACAUCCUACCACAACUCUGACUCGGAAUCCAACGAUGAAGACACCCCAGCCAAGGCGCCCACGCCUAUAGCCAAACCAGCCACGCCUGUAGCCAAGCCAGCCACGCCUGUAGCCAAGCCAGCCAAGCCAACAGCCCCCAAGAACCCGCACAAGAAACAGAAGACCAAGCCCGUUGAGUACGGACCGAGCUUGCCUAGCAACCAGAACUAUACUGUGCCGAUUGGGCCGGAGCUGCCCCCAGGAAUGGUGGUUGAACCGGUGCUGGAUGAUAAGACACAAGCAAAGACACCGCCUUUAGUAGAAAAUGAUGAUAGCUUAGAGGAAAAAACAUUAUUUAUGAGAUUAAAGGAAAAAGCCAAAUUACUAGAAAAACUUGGUGGAGAAAUACCAACAGAAUUGCAGAAAAUGAUUAAAGAUGAUACAAAAGUCGCAUCUCCUAAAUUUGUGGAUGAAACUAGCAGAGACAGCAAAAUUGACAAUAUUGAUGAUUUGUUAGAUGAGAUUGAAAAGAAAGAGUUGCCAAAAGUUAAGUCUAAGAAGACCGAUCUGUUUGGUGAAGAUUCCAAUAGUGGUAAAAAUACGCCUGUAGGUACUCCUCCUAGAGAAGUGAAACCACUAUUCCCAAGUAGCAAAGCUAUAGAAGAAACACCACCACUACCACCAGUUCCUGCUGCUACUGUAUUUGAAAAUGGUGUAGAAAAACCAGAAGUACCAGAAAAGAAAGUUAACCUAUACUUGGCAGACACAGUGGUAAAAGAAAACCGCAAAAAGCUAAGAAUUGAUAAUUCAAUCCUUCCCGAGAGAAAGAAAACCGAAGUCCCAGCUUAUACAACAAAAUAUUCACAAUAUAUAGAAGGGUUCUCAAGCGAGAGAACAGGAUUAGGUUUUAAAGAAGAUGGCAUUGAGAGUCCAAAAGUGGCGACUGUUAGUUACGGUAACGGUUUGUCGUUUACUAAAGGGGAAGUUCUGAAUGAAGAUACGCGGGAUGAAGAUUUGGAUGCGAUGUCUGAUUUGGUGGAAGCCAAGUUGAAGUUUCUGAACGAGGUGCAGCCGUGUCAGGUGCCUCCCGUGCAGGAGAUGUUGAUACAAUGGCAGACGCUGGUGUCGGCGUUUCGCGGCGGCGCGCUGUCGGCGCCGUACUGGCGGCGCUGGGUGCGCGCCGGCGCGCGCGCGCUGCGCCGCCUCGAGCAGCGCGCCGCGCCGCCCGGCUGGACCGCCAGCUUCCAGAGGUCCGAGGGGCGCUACCGCUACCGCCGCGAGGCCGACGGCUUCACGCAGUGGGAGUACCCGGCAGCAGAGACCAUGGACAUGGAGAUAUGCACCACACCACCUCCCGAGGAGCCUAAGGAGCCGGUGCAACCCCCCCUGCCGCCCGCGCCGCCCCCGGCGCCCCCCGCGCCCCCCGCCGCCCCGGCCGCCCCCGCGCGCGUGGCCACCCCGCCCCCGCCCGCCUGGCGCGACCCGCCCCCGCCCGGCACCGACGACCCGCCGCCGCCGCCGCCCCCGCUCCCGCCGGAGCCAAAGAAAGAGAUAGGCGAUGAGCUCCUCUCGUUCUACAGCGAUAUCGCCGAGUUAGAGAAGUCGACCCCGCCCACCACGGGGCCCGCCUCGCCCGAGCUUCCCCCGCUGCCGAAGGAACCCGCGGAACUGAAGGAGUCUAAAGAAAAGGAAACUAAGACUUCUAAAAAGAAAUCUAAGGUGAAGAUAUCAUCAUCAAUCGGGCUGAAACACAAGACGGUGUCAAACAUGGUGGCCAAGUGGCAGCAGGUCGCCGACGAGAUACACUCCGACUAGACCACCCACUCAUACAUCUACUAAUACAGUGUGUA